Penicillium digitatum Pd1 is the source of this 768-nucleotide messenger RNA. RefSeq names its product inhibitor of growth protein 3. The record is from RefSeq and is a predicted model, not a curated record. NCBI's taxonomy places the organism in Eukaryota, Fungi, Ascomycota, Eurotiomycetes, Eurotiales, Aspergillaceae.
AUGUCUGCAGAGCACACUCGCGAUUGGUCGACCCUUCUGCCAACUAUGAAGCCGACUGGACAAAUUGACCAAGCAUUUGAUCUGCCAGAAACUGGCUGCUUUGUGCUGUACCAGUUUCCGUGUGUUUUAGAACAUCCAUCCCACUAUGUCACUUGGCGCAAUAGCGUCUGCCACAUCCUGAAAAUGCACAGACUUCAUCGACUUAUCGACUCUGGCAUUGCCCGCCCUUAUAAAGACUCGCCCAAUGCUCAGAGAUGGCAACAGAUGUCGAUCGAAGUCCGCAACUGGAUCGCGUGGAACAUGAAUCCAAUCCUUGUGCGCAUGAUUGUGAAAGAGGAACCUCGUGCUGAACUGGCAGACGAGUUCAUGGUGGGGGCUGACACGAUUCUUCUUCAGGGGCACACCCGCUCCCCCGUACAAGACUUCGAUGAUGUCUCCGCCGGUCUCUUCAAUCUCAUUCGGUGCCGGCGAGAUGAUUAUUCUAGUAUCCGGUUGUUUGUUCAUCGUCUUAUGGAGUAUUACACACACACGCUGAAUUUGAAAAUGGGAAUUCCGCCGUUUGUCCCGUUGUUGAUUUUAUUGCACGAAAUUGAGGGUGAUGUGGGAACGGCAUUUGUCAAGCUAAGAUACGAUCAACUGGAUGAUUUGAACAAUAUCACCCAGGAUGUCACCAAAGCGUACUUUGAAGAUGUUUACUUUGACGUGUUGGAGCACCUUGAGUUGAUGGGUCAGACACCUCGCGAUGCUCAUCAUCCACUGACUGAAUGA